AUUAUCAUCAACAAAAUGCAUUCAUUUAUAGUUUCAAAAAGUAUAUUAUCAUUUACAAAUCUACUGAUGAAUAUAACUAUUUCAAAACGUAAAAUGCGAAUGCAAUCAUCAUCAUUAUCGACAUACAUUUUCAUCAUAUUUAUCAUCAUUAUUAAUAAUAAUAUUCUUUUCAAUCAUGCAUCAGAUUUAAUAGUCAACAACAGUAAUGAUAAUCAACAUUAUUGUCCAUAUCCAUCUGUUCCAUUAUAUGCCGAUGUACAAUUAAGUUCAGAAUUUAUUGUAAAUGGUACGAAAGCAUUCUAUAAAUGUAAUGAUGGUUAUGAAUUAUUUGGUACAACAAUUAUACGUACUUGUAUCGAUCGGAAAUGGUCCGGUACAUUACCGUAUUGUGCGGUAAAUGUUGCAUAUGGAAAACCAACAAAUCAAUCAAGCACUGUAAAAGGUGGUGAUUCACGUAAUGCUAAUGAUGGUGAUCUUAGUGUUUUACAUGAAAAUAAAUUCUGUACUGAAACUAAAGUAGAAAAUUCACCUUGGUGGCAAGUUGAUCUUUUGCAACCAUAUGAAAUUCGUGUCAUACGUAUACUGACAAGAAGUUGUUGUGGACAACAACCAUUACAUGAUUUAGAAAUUCGUGUUGGUAAUAGUUCAACAGUACAAGGUAAUCGACUUUGUGCAUGGUUUCCCGGUACAUUGAAUGAUGGUGAAAAUAAAGAUUUUACCUGUGCAAAUGCAAUUAUUGGCCGUUAUGUUUAUAUUCAAAUGGUUGGAAUUGAAAGUUCAUUAUCAUUAUGUGAAGUUUUUGUUUUUACAACAAAAGAAUUUUCAUCAAAUCGUUGUGGUGAUGCAAUGGAAUAUCAACAGAUAACAAGUUUUAAUCAAACUUGUUAUGAAUUUCAAACACAACGUGGUGGAUCAUUUGUUGAUGCUGAUAUGUAUUGUAAAUCACGUGGUGGACUUUUAAUUCAUUCAAUCACUGAUAUGACACAGAAUUUUCUUUUUUAUGAACUUGAACGUUAUAAGAUAAAAUUACGUUCGAAAUUAGUAUGGGUUGGUGCACGUAGAGAUCAUUAUGCACAAAAUAUUACAUCAUUAUUUGGUACACGGCCAAGAUUAUUUUGGCAUUGGAUUAAUGGACAAUCGAUUAAUAAAUUUCUUUGGGCUGAAGAUCAACCAAACAAUUAUAAUGGACAACAAAAUUGUAUUGUACUUGAUGGGGGAAGAAAAUGGCUUUGGAAUGAUGUUACUUGUGACCUUGAUUAUUUACCUUGGAUUUGUCAAUAUUCACCAUCAAAUUGUGGUAAUCCUGAUAUCAAUGAAAAUUCAACAAUCAUUAAAAAUGAUUUUCGUAUUGGAAAUAUUAUUACAUAUCAAUGUGCACAAGGUUGUCGUCUGGAUGGAUUACAGAAACGUUUCUGUCAAAGUAAUGGAUUUUGGCAAGGUGAUGCUCCAACUUGUGUUUAUGUUGAUUGUGGUCCAUUACAAACAAUUUCAAAAGGUCAUGUUAAUUAUUUACGUACAGAUUUUAAUGCAUCUGCUACUUAUUCUUGUAUACGUGAUUAUGCAUUAGUUGGAACGGAAACAAGAUAUUGUUUAGGAAAUGGUUCUUGGAGUGAUCAAGAACCAAAAUGUAUGUAUAGUUUAUGUACACAACCAUCUGAAAUUGAUAAUGGCUUGGUACAUGUAACAAAUCGUACAAUAAACGGUAUUGCUACAUAUUCAUGUCAUUCGGGUUUUGUACUUUUUGGUCAAUCACAAUUAUCAUGUCAAAUUGGUGGUAGUUGGUCAAAUAAUGUUCCUCAAUGUAAAUUUAUCGAUUGUCGUUUACCAUUAGAAGUGAAUAAUGGUUAUUAUAAAUUGCUAAAUAAAACAACAUAUUAUGGUAGUAACAUUAUCUAUGAAUGUGAUCGAAAUUAUUUACUUGUCGGUAAUCGAACCAGAACUUGUACCGAAUUAGGUUUAUGGAGUGGUUUAGAACCAUCAUGUGAAAUGGUAAAUUGUGGUAUGCCGAAAAAAUUAUCGGGUAUAAAAUUUACCGGAACCAAAUUUACAGUUGAUUCGGAAUUAAUUUUUGAAUGUGAAUCUGGUUAUCAACUUGUUGAAGGAAAUCCUAAACGAAAAUGUUUAGAAAAUGGACAUUGGAGUGGUGAUGAUAUUGUUUGUAAAUAUGUUGAAUGUGGUCGUGUACAGCCAAUAUGGAAAGGAGAAAUUAUUUACGUAAAUUUAACCACGCAUUUAGGAAGUAUUAUAAAUUAUUCAUGCGGUACUGGAUAUAGAUUAGUUGGCGAUCAAGCAAGAGUUUGUCAAGAAAAUGGAAAAUGGUCAGGCAAUAAAGCUAAAUGUGAAGAAAUACGAUGUUCACCACCUGAAAUACCAAAAAAUUCAUCAGUAGUUUAUAAUGGUAAUGAUCGUUCAUAUAGUGAUUCAUUUAAAGUUGGUUCAACCGUACAAUAUCGUUGUUCACUUGGUCAUAUUGUACAAGGACAAUCAUUACGUACUUGUGAAACAACUGGAUUAUGGAAUGAUGCACCACCUAUUUGUGUUUAUAUUGAUUGUGGAUUACCAUUUCCACUUUCAAAUGGAAAAUGGUUACUCACUGUCAAUACAACUUAUUAUGGUAGUACUGUUGAAUAUGAAUGUAAUUCAAAUUUUAAACUAAAUGGACCAAGACGACGAAUCUGUUUGGAAAAUGGUACAUGGAGUAGUGUGCCGCCUGUUUGUGAACUUGUCACCUGUAAAGCACCUGAAACAAAAGAUGAAAAAACAAUGAUACAGGUAUCAAAUCAUCAAGUAGGCAGUAAAGCUAUUUAUUCAUGUAUAAAUGGUCUUGAAUUGAUUGGUAAUAAUGAACGAACAUGUCAAACAAAUGGACAAUGGAGUGGACAGAUUCCUUAUUGUCGAUAUGUUGAUUGUGGCAGACCACCGGUUAUUCCAAACGGUAGAGGAUAUCUUGUAAAUGGAACAACAUUUUAUGGCAGUAUUGUUGAAUAUCAUUGUUUGCCUGAUUUUAAAAUGAUCAGUGAUUCACAGCAUAGAUUUUGUCAGGCAAAUGGAGAAUGGAGUGGCAUCAUUCCAAGAUGUUUAGAAACACAAGAUGCAAAUGAAAUUGAAGAUAGUUUACGAGCAAAUAAUAUUGAUGGUGAAUCCGAUUAUGAAAGUGUUGAAUCAUCCAAAUCGAUUGGGAUUGGCGUUUCGUUUGGCAUAGGCACCAUUCUUAUUUUGAUGAUUAUCAUUGGAUUUUUAUUUGUCAAAAUAAAGAAACAAAAACCAAUCAAAAGUGGUGAAAAUAUUGAAGUAAAUCAUCAUCACUUGCAUCAUGCUGCUACAAUAAAUAAAGAUAAUAUUUCACAACCAAUGACCUAUUCAAGGAUUUGUUUAGAUUCAGAUAUGGCUGUUAUGAAUGCAACGAAUAAUUUUCGUACAAACAAUUCAAAUCUGGUCACUUUUUCAGCACCAAACAAUGGUAAUGGUAGUAGUGGUGGUGGUGGAUCAUUAAUGAUGAAAACACAGCCAUUAUAUGCAAAUCUACCUAUGACACAAAAUGAUGCCAACAUUAUUCAUGUACCAGUUAGUCAAAAUAUAGUGGUCAAUCGACCAUUACCAGCAAUAAUUCAAAAAGGUCAACAUCACAAUCAUCAUCCAACAUCACCAUUGCCACCGUUGCCACCAUCACAGCAACAACAACAUUAUAAUAACAUUAAUAAUAAUACAACUAAAAAUCUGUGAUCUACAUACACACACACAACAACAAUUUAGCUCAAUCCUUUUGUAAAUUUUGAUUUUAUUAACUUAAAACUGUAUUUAGAUUUUAAAAAACUUCUGUAAAUUAUUUCAUUUUCUCUUUUUCUUGUUACCAAAUACACACCUCAACAUAUCAAUCGAAACGAAUAAAAAAAUUUUA
Dermatophagoides pteronyssinus (European house dust mite) is the source of this 3898-nucleotide messenger RNA. Its product is annotated as P-selectin-like. The record is from RefSeq and is a predicted model, not a curated record. NCBI's taxonomy places the organism in Eukaryota, Metazoa, Arthropoda, Arachnida, Sarcoptiformes, Pyroglyphidae.